GCGGUGUCUUGUGGCCGCGUUUGUUGCUGAGGUGAAUAAACACCCGAGAGCCGGCACCUCGUCGCUGAGCGGAAUGUUAUCGACAGGACGGCCGCUCGGGGAAACGAUGGCGUUGAGCUGAGUGGGUUUCUCCGGUGCCCUGGGCCUCGUUUGGAUUUUUCUCCCGUCUCCUUCCCCCCCCCCCCCUUUCACACACCUUGGACUCUGAGGAGCUGCUUCGGCCGAGGGCAGAGUGAGGGGCGACGACGGCCGCUUCCGCCCAGAGAAGGAAAUAAUUGUCUGUUUACAAAAAUCCGUUUUGAAGAAGAGCAGAGAUGUCUGAAGAUCAGGCUGAGGAAACUCGGCUCUGUGCCAACUGCAAACGUGACAUUCCUGCAACUAACUUCACCAUUCAUGAAAUCCACUGUAGAAGAAACAUUGAUCUUUGCAGGUAUUGUCAUGAACCCUUCCCUAAAUCUGAGAUGGAGGAACACUUUGAAACAGAACAUGCACUGGUUGACUGUAAGUGCAGCAUGAAGGUAGAAAAAAACCAGUUGGAGAAACAUGAGAAUAUAGAAUGCCCUUUGCGAUUGGUUAAAUGUCAAUACUGCGAGCUGGAGCUGGCAUUCAACAAAUCUCAAGAGCAUGCUGAUUAUUGUGGAUCGAGGACUGAACCUUGUCCAGCUUGUCAUCGCAAUGUUCUGGUCAAAGACUUAAACAUACACCACAUCACCUGUGGCAAAGACGUGGAGGAAAAGAAUAACAACCGUAUGAAACCUGGGUCUGAAUGUCACUUUGAAGAAAAUGUUGGGACCUGGUUUGAAAACCAACCAUUUGGGAAUCUACUUCGGGCUGAGCAGAACCGUAUUCGGGCUAGGCCAAGAAUUUCCAGACAGUUGGAAACCAAAGUUCAUGGAAACCAGGAGAUGGGAUUUCCAGUGAGGGGGGUGGAUAGGAGAAAUAUGCCAAUCAUAAGGAGAGACCAGAAUCAAGCCAGUGUAAUGAGGGUCGAGAGAAAUCGUGUAGCAGAUCCUGCAGGUCCUGGGCAUGUAGAUUCCAACUCUAACCUGGAUUACCUGCUUGCUCUCAGUCUCCAAAAUGAGAACAAUGGUGGAGAAGGAGAGUGGCCAUCUCUGUGGGAGGAUACUCGCACUGCUCACAGGCAUUCAGAGCUAGAAAACGUUGUGGACUUGUUCAACAAUCGGUCGUCAUCUGAUGUAUUCCCAGCUCCUGUAAAUGCCCAUGAAGAGAUAACAACAAAUGAUGUCACAAUGUUGCCUUGUGAGUUCUGUGAAGAACUUUUCCCUGAAGAAGAAUUAAUUCUUCACCAGACUGGCUGUAACCCAGUAAGUGCCUUUGCAUCAUUCAGUAAAAAUACCACACUUAUACCGCCGCUGCAAAGGGUCUCCAUUCCCAGGACGAACGAGUUUUUCUCCCAUCGUCCUCACUUGAAUCCCGAAUUAUUUUCAGAAGACUUUUCGCUGCCAUCAUACGGUCCAUUUGUGGGCUCCAGUGAUGGUGAUGUCAUGAUCCCCUGUGAGUUCUGCGGUAUAGCGUUGGAAGAAGAUGUGCUAUAUCAUCAUCAGGAUCAGUGCGAUUUGCGACCACCAUCAGCAAGACCACCUGAUCGAGAAAUCAGUCAGCCAUUCCUAGUCAACAACACUGAGACAAGAGAACUUCCGCAAGUGCCCAUUCAUCGACAGAGACACCAGGGAGAUGUCAGGCCAAAUCAUUUUUCUCAUCUUGAUGGUGUUAUCCAGCCAAGACCAGCAAUUCGACCUUCAGUUAGAAUGAAACCAACAGCAGCCCCAGCAACAUUCAGACAGGGGAAUGGUGCCCAAAAACCCUUAGCAAGCCAAGAUACAGAGGCCAUUGCCCCAAAUACCAGAGGUGUCAAGGCUUCCAACAGAGAAGCAUCUGAGCUGAGGCGGCUGGCCCGGAAACCUCUGGAACCAUCAGUGGGCUCUACUCGUCCUAUUGGAGAUGUGUUUCCAGAGAGCUACAAACCCACUUUUCCACACGCACCUGCUGCUAGAUCCAGUCUGAGAACAGAAGGAUCUAGGAUUUCUAGGAAUACAGUUCCUCCUACCUCCAGGAGCAGAGUUCCAGGAAUAAAGAAUAUACCGAAAACAAGACCAGAAAAUGAUGGGAAAGAGGAGUGAUGAAAUUGAACUGAACUACACUCAUUGCAAUGGUACAGUAACAUACACUGCUGUUGUUGUAAAAGCACCGUACGCUCUUGGAAUAGCUGCUCGACAAGACAGCAACACACCGUAUGCUCUUGGAAUAGCUGCUUGACAAGACAGCAACACACCAUUCUCAGUCCAUCAACAGAAACGGAAAUUUACAAAAAGAAAGUUUGCACCAGCAUGGAAGCAUUUUGCUCGUGACGGGUUCAGGACGAACUGCUCCCAACUGCGGCACAGAUUCCACCUGCACUUCCACCUCAAUUUCUUUUCUUAAAAGUAGGGUCAAGGAAGUUCUUGCAUCACCGUUUGUUGCAAAAAGAUCUGGGAAUUCCAGGUGUAUCCUGCUCAGCCGCUGAGAGGAUCUUCACGGUAGUGGAUGGCAUAGCGGAGCUUUUCCAGCAUGAUGUCGAGUGAGGAAUACUGAGGAAGUUUGAUCAUAAACAUACAGGUUUCCACCCUGAUGUAUCGGGAAUCUGGUGAACCUGAACAUGAAAGGAGAAACAAGGGCAGAUAAGUUAAACAAAAUGAACGAUUCCUAGCAGUCCCCACACAAAUCUUUCUUACUGUUGCACAUAAAAUCCAAUUAUGUAAGUUUCUAUGAUUUCUUAAUUUGCUAUUUUCACUAACCAUCCAUCCUUUGGACCCAUUCAUAUUCUCUGGUAAUAGCUGUACUUUUGAAGGUGAGAUUCCCUCCAUCUUGGGUAUGGCUCCACAGGCAGCAGAUUUUAACAUACAAUUCUAGACACUAUGGUUCAACAGACUUUUCAUCCACUGGUCGCAAUGUAGCUGAGCCCAACUGCAUUUUUAUCCAUUUUCUAUACACCAUUGUGUGGUGUUACUGUGCAGCAAAUUAGGCCCAAGAACCCUGGUUGACAUUUCCCUCCUUCAGGUUAAGAGGUGCCAUGGCAAAUUUCAAAAUCUGUACUACUGCCUGACAGUGAUGAAAAGCUCAACAGAGAUUGGGAAUUGACUUGGAGCCUUUUUGGCUUUUAUGGCUCAGCUCCACGUCUGACCAAUGUACUUACCAUCUCAAUGAUCAAAGCCCCAGCCCUUUUUUGAAAUAUUUUUCAUCCAGGUUCCCCAUAUGCCAACCACCACCUCUGGUCAGGGAACUGAGCAACCAGCCUGCUACCAACAAAGCAGCUCUGAAACCAGUAGCUUGGAAGAUUGAUUCUAGUUGUUACUUCUCUAGUGAGAAGUGCCUUUUCCUCAUUCCACAGUGGUACAGCUCAAACGAGGAAUUCCUAGUUAUGGAUAAGAUCAGUUAAUUGGUGUGUUUUCAAUUGUUACUGCUCAUGUGCAACUAGAUUGAGAAGUUCUUGAAGUUAUCUCUUACAGUGUCUGCUAAAAAUAUUUAAAAUGAAAUGCACACAUUCACUUCCUACCCAGCUCUUCGAUGCAUCAUAUUUUUGUCCUUUCCCAAAGGUUUUCUGAAACACACUAUUCAGUAAAGAGAAAUUCAGUUUCUCAUGAACAAUUUAGAUUUCUACCCCCCAAAUAUUGGUUUUCAAAUGUCACUGGACACAGUGUACAGAGAGAUAGUCUCCAGCUGAGCCUUAAGUUUAUGAUGUCAGUUACACCCUCAGGUGAAGCUGCAGAGUGCAAGUGCUUUUUCAUGGGAAAAUGAUAAAAAUCUGGAAAGCGACCCAGCCUCUGGCCUAGUGAUAUCACCAGAAGGGAGAAUGCAUUUCUGUCAUCUAUGCUGACGGAUGGUGAGAGUUACAGGGCACAGAAGGGGUGAAGUAGAAAAUAUUCAUCACUGUGGCAACACAGCCUCAACUGCUGUUAAAAGGCUGAAAGGACCGACUGCAACUGUGAUUCACCAGAAGCACAUACAUAACUCUUCAGAUUACCUGCAGCUCCAUCAGGAGGGGCGAUCUUCAUUGGAUAUGGUGGAACGUGGGCAGUAUCUGGGCCUCCAUCUUUGCAUGGACAGGUGAAUGGUAUUCGUUCCUGGUUGCAGGCAAACUUGAUGAAUUUGCAGAGUUCCUCCUGAGUGAACGUUUCUAAAGCUGCCCAGAAGAAUUCAAUAUGCUGGUCAGUCUCCAUCAGUCCCACCUGGUACAUGGUGUGAGCCUGGGUGGGAGCAGAGCAACAAAGUCGCAUAUGUGACAAUACAACAAAUAUAUUCUACUAGUUUCUCUUUCUUUAUAAACAGGUCAAGCAAUUUACCAUGACCAAAAAUUGCAGAAUGGAUGCAGGGAAAAUAUUGGCAAUUGUGGGAUACUUAUUUCCAGGAAUUAGUUGGACUCACUCAUCGGCAAAUUAUUUUUCAUUUGCUUUAAGGUUCAAGAAUGAUUUUUUUCUUUGAUUAUCUAAAAUUGAAAGAUGUUUCCAGCUGUUCUUACAGUCAGUAAACGUUCUCUGCUUGAUUCUACUUUAAACUCUGAAUUAUAGUGUUUGUGACUGGAGCUGAGCAGAGCAGACUUGUUGGUUACUAAUAACAGCUGAUCUUGUAAACUCCACAUUCUCAGUUCCAAUAACCAGCACUUUACUACUGUUUACAAUUAAAACUAGAGUUUGAAGUUAAGAGGAGAGGUGAGACUGUGUCGAGCUUGUAGGACCAAGUUCCAGUAAUCAGCUGGCCAUGUAGUUAGCAAGUGCAAGGUUUCAUGCUACUCAAAGGCACUUAACAGUCAGCAAUUGCAGCAUUCUCCAACUGGACCAAUCUUCCAAAAAAUAUAAAAUUAAUGGCCGCGCUCAUUUAUAUUACAAAGCUAUCACUGGAGAUACAGAAUUUCAGGCAGAAUGGCAAAAUUACAUGUGCAACAUCUAAAUAAUGUUGUGCUGAUCACCAAAUUCUUCUGCAGUAUAAAUUAAGAGGAUUUUGAAUAAUGUGCUGCAAAAGAACAGGUUAUAGGAAGGUGAGGUGCAUUGAUGAUCAAAGUGGUUUCUAGGACUAGUUUCCUUAACUUCAUGAACGAUGAGUACCUUUAGAAACUCCAGGUUUAUGUAGGGCAGGCCACAUGUCCUCAGCUCCAUUUCCAGUGGUGUUGGCAGUGUCAGGAGCUGUAAGGGAAUGAUAGAGCCAAGCCCUGCACGCACUGCAGUCAUGCAGUCAGUGUUCUCUAUCUCUUGUAGCCUCAGAUUGCGGAUUGCUGACGCAUAUGCAUCUUUAUUUUCCCACCUGUACAAAAUGAAAACAACAAUAGGGCAUGAAACAUGACAUCAGGAAAUAAAUUGUUCAACACUUUGCACUAAGUAUAAAAACAUGAACACAGUACAGGUUGGGAGGGAUAAGGCUGAAAGAGAUUGUAGCAGUUGAAGUUGUUCAUUCCUUCCUACAAACAGCUUUUCUUCUUCAAGUUAUCCCCUCUUAUCAUUCUAUAAGAAGCAGUCUUCCUUUUAACCUAGAGCAGUGUUGAGUUUUUGGACUCUGGGUAUCAUAGCUGAGCUUGAUUCUAUCCUCACCCAUUCAAAUAAAGGCUUUCCAACACAAGAACCUGGACUGUGAUCAGUUGUGACAAUCCAGGCUGCUUAUUUCUUCCCAAAUGGAGACCAACUGUAGUUUCCAAGACACAUUGAACUGUUUGGAUCAAUGCAAUGCCAUUUAUUCAUGGGAAUACUUUUCUGCUCAUUCUUUUUCUCUGAAUGGUGUGCAUCAGUGAGGCUAGUGAUAUACUUGCAAGACUAACAUCCCCAACACCGCCCAUCCUCCUCCCCUACCAAAUGCCACCCAAGAUAGGAGGCAAGGUGCACGCCCACAAAAGGCAAAAUUAAAGCAGCAACUUGCUCUGAACUUCAUCUGUAUGCCUUUCACUGACUAAAAUUUCACUUCUCUCGACCCCUCCAUUCUCUGGCUUGUUAUGCUGCUUGUCCAACAUACUGUACUAGAGGAGCAGAAAUUCUCUCCAAUUAAAUGUUUGGAAGACCAAAGCCAUUGUUUUUGUUUCUUGCCACAGCCUCUGUUCCUCAGCCACUGGUUUCAUCCUUUCCUCUGGCCACUGACUAAGGGCAAAACAGAUUGUUUGCAACUUUGGUGUCAUAUUUGACCCCAAGAUGAGCUUCCAACCUACAUAUCCGUGUCAUUGCCAAAACCACCUCCUUUCACCUCCAGAACAUUACCCCUCUCUGCCCAUCUCAGCUCAUCUGUUGCUGAAACUCACAUCCAUGUCAUUGUUUACUCCAGACAUGACUUUUUCCAAUAAUUUCCUGAAAUGAAAACUGAAAAUGCUGCAAAAAAACUCAGCAGGUCUGGCAGCAUCUGUG
This is a messenger RNA of Carcharodon carcharias (great white shark), 6377 nucleotides long. RefSeq names its product TRAF-type zinc finger domain containing 1 (gene trafd1). NCBI's taxonomy places the organism in Eukaryota, Metazoa, Chordata, Chondrichthyes, Lamniformes, Lamnidae. The transcript is spliced from 13 exons. The record is from RefSeq and is a predicted model, not a curated record. Bases 315 to 2141 code for a protein of 608 amino acids.